Messenger RNA from Drepanopeziza brunnea f. sp. 'multigermtubi' MB_m1, 2529 nucleotides. RefSeq lists its product as uncharacterized. The record is from RefSeq and is a predicted model, not a curated record. Lineage: Eukaryota; Fungi; Ascomycota; Leotiomycetes; Helotiales; Drepanopezizaceae. Gene Ontology annotation, molecular function: actin binding. Gene Ontology annotation, biological process: actin cytoskeleton organization.
AUGGCUGCUUUGGUUCAAUCAUUCACACAACAGACCAAUACCCUGACCAUGCUUCAAACUCGACCGUCCUCUGCAUCAGGCAUCCUCCAGAACGCCUCGCAGUCUCAGUCCCACAAGCAGUACCCUGCGAAUCCACAACAGAUGCAGCGUAACAACGUCCGCGGAAUGGGCAAUGGGAAGGGCAUAUCAUCGAACUACAGAGGACAUACCACAGUGGCACCAACUCCUACAUACGCCUUUACAAGCACACCGAGUCUUGCGGCACCGGGUCAGAGGCAAGGGCCCCCUCUCCGGGCUGACCAGAGAACCUCGUCAGCACCCAGCCCAAUGCCUCUCCCCACGGAGUCGGGUCCAGUACGAUCACGCUAUCCGGCUCCUCCGUCGGUCUCGACGACGACAUCGUCCUCCUCCUCGUCCGAUGUCUCCGCACUAACCCAUCGAUCGGGAAGCAAAGAUGAUUCCGUCAUUACUGCUCGUGUGGUUUCAGGGGCCGCCAGACCUCAGUCUGCAGUAUUGGGCUCGGGCCUUGUCCCGAAUCUUGCACUUUCUGCAAUUUCCCCCCCCUCAAAGCCUUCUCCGGAUCGAUAUCGUCGACCAAAUAAUCGUCGUGCCGAUUCUGCGACCAGCCCACAGCCGAUCUCUCCUCCCGCUUCCUCGAUGCCCAACGUCAUGCAGUUUUAUGGCAGCUCCACCCAGGCACCAACUCUGCCUCCCGCAUCGUCCCAGAGUUUCAGUCUGCAGAUGCCUCAAUUCUCCAAACCGACGACAGGCGUCACAUCGGGGGCAACGAGUGUCGACGAUCUGCAAUUGAAAUCAACCCCGAGCCUAGAUGCGGCCAAGAGAUACCGUCGACGCAGCAUCCACGCUAUAGAUGUUGGUGAUUAUAGCGGGACGCCGGGUGAAUUGCUGAAACAAGGAUCCCGACUGUCGAGCAGCGCGAAUGGGCGGAUUGACCAGCAGCACCCCCUUCGAAGUUCUCCGGUCGUGAUCACCCAGCCGGCGGCUCACGGCAGGACUUUCAGUUCCGAAAGCGUGGCCUCGACUUUCAGUGCUCGAGGCUCCUCCAAACCUGGAUCGGCGGCCAAGCGAGAAAACCCCACCUCGUCUCCAUCCGCGCAAUCUCCAGCGGCAAUUGCCGUGGACCAGAACACGGGCAAGCACGAUGCUUCCAGACUCGUAAAUAUACCCCCUCGAGCUUCGUCUACCGAUGCCGCGAAACGAAUUGCCCCUUCUCCUCUUUCCAAGCCGAUGACGAUGAGCCCUGAGGCGUCAGGACCCAAGGACACUGUCGCAACGGCGGUUCCUGCAGCCGUGCAGCCACUUACGAGACCAGCCUCUGCGCAGGUCGCAAAUGGCCCCCCGAGCCCCGCUGCUCAGCAAUUGGCUGCAUUGAACGAUAAGGAAGGAAAGAAGAGCAAAACCUCCAGGCUGCGGAGGGCAUUCUCGUUUGGCAGUGCCGCCGACCUUCGACGAGCGUCGGCGGAGAACAGUCAGGCGAUCAGCAACACAGCGACCGUCAGCCGCUCGCAGUCACGAAAGGACAGGUAUCAAGAGGAGCACGAUGAAGAACAAUUCCGAAUUGCACAACAGCAGGAGGCUGGAGGGAUUGGAUCAGACAUCUAUUCGGGGCAGGGCCACAUGUUCACUGGGUCCACCGAUAACCUUUCCAUAUCCUCCACAGCUUCGUCCGCGUCCAUCAUGAUUCGCAAGAUGGGGAAGGGUAUGAAGAAGUCGACCCGGUCCUUGGUUGGGCUGUUCCGGCCGAAAUCGGUCAUCGGUGUGCCUGCAGCAGAUUCGGCGCUCCCCCAAGUCAGCCAGGCCCAGGUAUCUAUGGUCAACGUCGAGGCGGAGAGAGAAAAGGUCAAUGUCAACCCUGACCCACACGAUCAGGCUGGCGGUGGCACUGGCUUCCCCAAGCUGGAGAGUAACUCCAUCGAUGCGGCCAACGCCUCAAGCAGCGUCACUGAGCGACUGGGAAGCGCGAGCACCGAAAACUCUGCUGCUAGACGAAGCAUUGUCGGAGGUGAGAAGGAGCGUGCCGAGGUUCUUGCAGCUGUGAAAAAGGGUAUUCUCAAACGCUCUGGCACAGACUCUGGCAACUCCUCCCCAGUCAUCCGACCUCUCGAUCCCAAGUCUACUAACUUCCAACUCCCCAACAUCCCCCACGUCAACGACUCCCCUCAAUCAUCGGCACCCAGCACGCCAGGUGACGAAAAUGGACACAAGAAGAAUGGCUCCCUCAGCUUAGGUGGAGAGGACUACUUCAUGUCUGCGCUGCGUUUCCGUGGCGAUUCCAAGAGUGUCCCAGGCACGCCCCAAGGUGCUGCCGCAAAGCGAAAUGCCACGUUCAGCCCUCGCAUUCAAUUCCACGAUACCUGGCCAAGCGGAGAGUACGAUCGUAGGGGGGAGAUUGCCACCUGCAACCGUUUGACUCCGAUGCUUGCGCAGCAAAUCAAGGAGGAGAUUAACAACUUCAAGAUGGAAAUGGUAGUGCACGAGAACUCCAAGAUCUACACCCACUUUUUCUAA